Morchella sextelata is the source of this 240-nucleotide messenger RNA. RefSeq lists its product as uncharacterized. Bases 1 to 240 code for a protein of 79 amino acids. Lineage: Eukaryota; Fungi; Ascomycota; Pezizomycetes; Pezizales; Morchellaceae. The record is from RefSeq and is a predicted model, not a curated record. The transcript is spliced from 6 exons.
AUGCGAUUUUCACUACGGAGAUCCCGUGAUUUGGCAAUCUUGGAGUACACUCAGUAUACGUAUAGGUGGAAUCAAGGUAUUCAUAUGCGCUCUUUGCUUGAGUUCUUGGAGCUUAAGAGCCUGGGCUCCAUGGGUACGGCCGCAGCAGCACAAGCCCCAUCGGCCAUCCCAGAAAUCGAGAACCAAAAAACAAUUAACGUCUUUUAUGCAAUUUUCAUGGGGAGUGAGACUCUCGCUUAA